This is a messenger RNA of Suillus subalutaceus, 1306 nucleotides long. RefSeq lists its product as uncharacterized. The record is from RefSeq and is a predicted model, not a curated record. The transcript is spliced from 6 exons. The coding region runs from base 180 to 1085 and encodes 301 amino acids. NCBI's taxonomy places the organism in Eukaryota, Fungi, Basidiomycota, Agaricomycetes, Boletales, Suillaceae.
GUAACUCUGUACCCCCGAAUGGCUUCUUUUGUUGCUGAUUGAUCUGCUCCGUUGCUUAUCCUUUGUGGGGUCGUUUAUCUAUGCGGUGUCGAUCAUGAAUAGUACUAGAUAUCGGGGACCGCCUCUCGCACUGGCAAGAUCGACUACUUCAAAGUGCUCUCUCAGAAUCGUUUUUGCAGAUGGAUAUACAAGAGACGGUGGUAUAUACCUACAACUUACAGGUUGAGUCUGCUCCCCUGCAAUUCUCCGUGCUCGUCGAACCUGAAGCAGAUCACCCCAAUCACUACACCCUGACACUUUCAAUGAAAGUUGGUCAUGUUGAAAGAGCGCUCUGUACUCCAGUCACCCUGAGACUAUCAAUAGACCCCCGGCGGCUGGACUUCUCUGUUUUCGUCUUUCCUCCACGAACGUGUUUACCAGCUGGCUGUCUCUACAACCUUCGCGUUUGGCUCCUGACUGCAGGGAUCGACCAUCGGAUAUUUAGCGAUAACGAUCUUUGGAUUGGGAGAGAUCCCGAUUUUCUAUCCGUCGGAGACGCUUCAUUUGCUGUACUGCGAAAUGCAACACAAGACAUGCUGAUAUAUCAGGGCAUCGUAGGUCGUGCACACGUUAGCUUCAUAAUAAGAUGGAAGCUCGUAGAAGUCGGCCUAUACAGUCUCUCCCUAGAGUACGAAGCAGGAGGCGCCGGCCGAACACUCUUCGAAGAUUACUACAUGAGACUAGAAUGCGAACCACAAGUCGUCUCAUUCCUGAUCUACGCCAUACCCGUAACUUCAACACCUGCCGGCGCAUCCCACCGCCUCCGCUUCUGGCUCCGUACACCCUUCCUAUCGCAGUCCCCCGCCUCCUCCACCGUCUCUCAGUCCGAAUCAUACAUCUACCAGCGCAUAUGGAAAUCAGAUGAUUUCAAGAUAGGCGCUGGUCUCAACUUUGAUGCACUAGGCUCAAAACUCGUGAUGGGCGUCCGCGAUCCAGAUUCACCGCGAAUAGAACGUGAUCUUCCGUGUUUGAACCCUAGUCGACGCCGGAGCUUGCGGAUACCUACGAAUGCGAUUGGUAGCUCGUCUCUGUCACACAAUUUUUGAUCCCACCUUACAUAUUUAUGAACCUGAUUAGUAUACUUCUCAUCUCACGACAGUUCUGACAUGCACGUUUAUUUCAUGUAUUUAUUCACAUCUCACAUGUAACAUCGAAGAAAAUUUAUAGUUCAUACGUAAACUACGAUACAAAAUUGUGUCUGUGGAUUUUAAAAUGCCGAAAUACGAAGGAAAAAUAUCGACGCUGCCAAAUUUGAGUGCCAAGACGA